UACCAAAUGAUUCGUACGAAAUACUUUACGAGAAGUGCAGAUUACAAACAAGCCGAGACAAUGUAAACUUAGGAGAUAAGAUUAGCGGGAGUCGGACCUAAAUAUCGCCGCUUUAUCGUUGCCAAUGGCUGCACAGAGCGUACCCAUCCAGAAGGCUUUAACACCGAUGCUACCUACCCACUAUUACUUGCAUUUUCCAAAUAUGCGAGAUAAUCCAGCGGCUUUUACGAGAGUAAGCGCCUAGUAACUACGUCGAGCGGGUGACACAUCGUCCAUCCAAGAGUAUACACCGUUACACUCAAUUACUUCUCAAUUUGUUACUUACCUACACUUGAAUGGGAAACAGAUAUCUCGGCAGGUAUCGUGUUACGCAACUUACAAUGGACCCUGUAGGCGUGCCUAGGCAAGUAUAGGAAUGCGGGGCUUCAGCUCCCUUCCGCUCUUCCUAGGCCCAAGCCCCAAAGCCACUUAUAUGCCGGGAGAAUAUCACCUCUCUGUUCUCCGCUUCCCAGCGCUGCGAUAUUUAAACCAGAUACUUUCGCUCCAAAGAACGGACUAUAGCCAUCGCUAACCUACCCACACUCAUCUAAUACUCGUAUCAUACUCUGAACUUUCUGUGCUCUCCUAAUUCAGCAUACCAACAAAUAAGCACCCCUUAACACAGACAACUCCGGACCUCGGAAAUUGGAUAAAAAUGGUGGCAGUCGUAUCCGUCGCCUACAAAGCAGGCGGCACGUUCGAUAUGGACUACUACCUCAAAACCCACAUGCCCCUCGUCCAAAAGACCUGGGCCAGCUUCGGCCUCAAGAGCUGGAAGGUAGCCCAGUACACCAGCCCCGACUCCAUCUACGCCGUCCAGGCGUGGCUCGAGUUCGACGACCUAUCUCAGUGGGAGAAGGCUACCGCGGCGCCCGAGGCUGCUGCGGUCUUUGCCGACAUCCCCAACUUCUCCAGUGUGGGGCCCGACAAGCUGCUUGGCACACUUACGGGAUCUGCGACUUGCUGAGACAUCGUGACGUGUUGAUCUCAUCGAUGGCGGGGGUGUUUAGGCCCUUGCGUGGGAAUCGUUAGCGAGCCUGUCGAUGUCGAAGCUAGUGUGAUGCUUUUUGGGCCGCACGAGGGGAGGUGGAUAUCAAGAUACGACCUCUCAUGUAUUAGUAUCACAUUAUACAAUCCUUCGAAAAGAUAUUUAUGGCAUUUGGUCAAUAUUAAUCUUAUAGCAUCUCGAUAUAUUCGCAAUAUAUGGAAAGAAAGUGAGAUCGGGCCUAAAAAUGGUCAUGAAUUGAAGCCGUUUAACACCACUCACUUGAAGGAUGCCAGGUCGCCCACAAAAGUCCCUUAAGUUAACAUCAUAUGAUCAGAUAUUUAUUCACAUAGAACAAAUCUUGAUACUCUAUAUAACAUGUCGCAUUCGCAU
Molecule: messenger RNA, 1417 nt
Organism: Annulohypoxylon truncatum
Lineage: Eukaryota; Fungi; Ascomycota; Sordariomycetes; Xylariales; Hypoxylaceae
Exons: 1
Coding region: 695-1006 (103 amino acids)
Molecular function (GO): oxidoreductase activity
Source: RefSeq, a predicted model, not a curated record